AUGGAGUCCAAGGCAAAUAAGAGUUCGCACGUUCUUAUGUUUGGCCUUUCAGUCAACUUAUUUCUGACGCUAGGCUCACUCGGUUUCACUUGUUAUUCCCUGCAUCGAUUAGAUUCGCGUUUGACAACACUUGAGCGAAAUUCACUGCUUAAAAGCUCUCCGUACCCGAUUUCCAAUCCUUUUUCUGUUGCGCCAACAUCUGCUCAUUCUCGUCCAAGUGGAUCACUGGAGAAAGAAACUGCUCGCGUCCAAAGAGCUGUUGAACGAACAUCCAUGUGCAGCAAAUGUCGCAGUGUUUGCGUGAAUUUGAAUGGUCAGCGAGGAAAUUCGACCUUGGAGAGAAGUCAGGGAAAUGUUGUUUGCGUUGAGGGACCUCAAGGCCCACCAGGUCCUCCCGGUAUACCUGGCCGCACUGGUCGCCAGGGCCCUCCUGGAUCGAGCGGUAAAAGGGGAAGAAAGGGACCAAAAGGUGUGCAAGGUCCCCAGGGAAAACGUGGCAUAAGAGGACCACCAGGGCCCCCUGGAAAAUCAGCACAACGGAGAACAAAUCAUAGCGGUGGAGGUCAGUUAGAAUUGCCACACUUCAUUUCAAAGCCUUCCCCCACCAUAACAGUGAAAGAGACACUUAAUGUUCUAAUACCUUGUAAAGCAAAUGGCUUCCCACAACCUGUGAUCACGUGGUACAAAAAUGGACACCUGAUUGAAAAGGAGAAGAAGUACUUUGGAGAAAAGAGUCUAAAAUUAAAGAAAAUUCAAUUCCAGGACCGUGGUAUCUACACCUGUACAGCGGAAAAUCUUAUGGGCAGAGCAGAGUUAUCCGUCAAUGUCAGCGUGAAAGUGCCAGCAAAAUUUACUACCGAACCUAAGCGUUCCGUAACUGCUUACAAGACAUGGGACACCGUGCUUCAAUGUGACAUCUUCGGUUACCCCUCCCCUGUGAUAACAUGGACAAGAUCAGGCGAGCAGCUCUCAAUCAACAGACAUUUUAUGAACGGUUCCCAACUUACAAUUCAAAACACAACGGAGGACGAUGAUGGAGCUUACGUUUGCCAGGGAACUAACCAAAUGGCAAAUGUUAUGAGAGUUAUAUGGGUCUUUGUUAAAGCUGUUGUGAGUCCUUAUAUUGUGUCCAGUCCCCCCAGUGAAAUCAAAGUCCAGCAUGUUGGCGAUACUGUAAAAUUAAACUGUUCAGCCGGUGGCUCGCCUUUACCUAAAGUCACGUGGUUCAAAAAUGGUCGACGUGUUUUCUCAAGAGCCGCAAAUGACGGGAAUGGAUUGGUAAAGAGUGAAAUGGUCGUUCAUCGCUUCAAGCCAAGUGACUCGGGGAUCUACUCAUGUCUAUUUUACAACGACAAGAAUAUGACAGUGGAGUCCAACACAAAUCUAACCCUCGUCAACUGUGGUGACCCGGGUAUUCUCUCUAACGGACGUAGGCAUGGCUCACGGUACUGGACUGGUGAAUCUGUGUCCUUCGUUUGUGACCCAGAAUACCACUUAACUGGUCCUGCAACAAGGAUGUGUUUACCUUCUGGUAAUUGGACAGGGGUACAACCCUCAUGUCGAAGAAUUUGCCAAUCUUUGGAAAGUCCAGAACGUGGUUUUAUUCACGGGCAGCAGUUUUGGGAAGGAGAACAUGUUUCAUUUAGUUGCAGGCCUUCUUACUGGCUGGAGGGAUCCUUAGAGCGUCGUUGCUUAAAGAAUGGCACUUGGACUGGAAAUCAACCCGGAUGCAUUCUGCUUGGGUUGAAAGUACCAUCAAAUAUAAUCGGUAGCAAUGAUAUGAUCCUGAGUCUUCUGAAAUUUUUGGAUCCUGUUCCUGGCUCACAUUUACACUGGACGCUAUGUUACCGCGCCUCCUCUCAUGGCUGGGCAACAAGUACUUUUCACAACCGUUGUGAUGGAAAGCCACACACUGUUACUAUAAUAAGGAAAAGUUAUUUCGUAUUUGGAGGAUACACCGAUAUUGCUUGGG
Messenger RNA from Pocillopora damicornis (cauliflower coral), 1972 nucleotides. Its product is annotated as protein sax-3. The record is from RefSeq and is a predicted model, not a curated record. NCBI's taxonomy places the organism in Eukaryota, Metazoa, Cnidaria, Anthozoa, Scleractinia, Pocilloporidae.